AUGUCCGAGGAGUGCCGUUUGCUGCAAGAGGCCGCCACAACUGUGCGGCUUAUACUCCGAACAGGAGUUUUCCGUUUCCUUCCACAUGUCCAUGUUGCGGAGAAGCAGCUGAAUGCCAUCGCGAGCAAACUCGACGAGGUCACCGACCUCCUGAGCCCGCACAACAUGUUCUGGCGGUUUGGUCGGGAUCAGCCCAUGAAGCAGCUGCUGGAGACGCCCCUUCUGCAGCUGGCAGCCAGUAGCGAAGUCAUCGUGCCCGUGACAGCGGGCAUGACCUCGGAGCUCGGAGAGGGCCUCGUGGCGCGCUUUUUGGUGUCCGGCACUGAUGCCAGCAAGAGUCGCUACCGCGAGUUUUCCUCUGGAAUUCUUGACAGUGUGCAGCGCGAGCUGCUGAUGAUGAGACUCGAGUGGCUGUUCCACUCAACCUGGGACUUGCCGCUGACGUGGGGCGAUGGCCUGGAUGAUAU
Symbiodinium necroappetens is the source of this 467-nucleotide messenger RNA. The record is from the annotation of a GenBank genome assembly. NCBI's taxonomy places the organism in Eukaryota, Dinophyceae, Suessiales, Symbiodiniaceae.